AUUUUAUUAAUAAUAUAUUAUUUUUUUUCAUUUGAAAAGCACUUUAAAGGCAACACAGGGUUGCUGGGUGGCUCGGUCAUUGGUUACUCGGUUGCCAGUGGUGGUUGGUUGAUGGUUGGCCAAAAGCGGCGAGCCGGAAAGCAAAAGUGGUUCGCACACUGGCUGCCUUUAUGGGCCAAAGCUCGGGCGAUCCGAUCGAAACGCCAUCGAUUCGGAAGCUUUCCGAUCUCGGACGUUCAAAAACCGACUGCUGCGCCGGCGCCGCAGCUCAAGCUCGAUAUAAAAAGACGAUCGGAGCACGCAUCCCGUGUACACAGUGAUAAGUCUCCGGCCAGAACCACCUGUCACCUCCUUCGAUACGGAAAUAUCGCGCGCGUGCGGAAUCUUUUGUCGAUCCGAGUGUCAAUUGAAGUUACUCUUGGUCAACCGAUUUCUGCAUCCGAUUUCGUACUUCCACCCGGACCAGAUAUGUCAAAAUACUCGUUGCUACUGCUGCUGCUAAUCGCUGCGGUUGCGCAGGAAUUAACUGUAUCGGCAGCGCAAGAUUUGCCCGAAGGCUUUCCCAAGUGCAAACGGGACGCGAACUUCGACAAGUGCCUGGUGGAUGCCGUCAAUGUGGCGAUACAGCAGCUGAAAGCUGGCAAUAAGGAAUUCGGCAUCCCGCCCCUCGAACCGCUGACCGUGAAAAAACUCGUUAUAGAUGCCGGCAAUGCGCCAAUAAAUCUGCGCCAGGCCUUGAAGAAUGUGAAGGUGCACGACAUGAUCUCCACCAGCAAGAUCCAGCGGUACAGAACCGAUCUGGAGAAGCACUUGAUUAUCUGUGAUAGCCGAACGGACCGUAUCGAGAUGAUUGGGGAGUAUGAGAUGUCCGGCCGCAUCCUACUGCUGCCCAUUACUGGUCAUGGAAAAGCUAACGUCACGCUGAUCAACACCAAGAUCGAGCAUCGCCUGAUUGGAGAACCCUUCGAGCGGGAUGGUGUCAAGUACAUGCGUCUUAAGGACUACCGUGUGUCAUUCGAUCCCAAGAGGGUGUACAUGAACUUCGAGAACCUCUUCAACGAUAAAACCCUCUCCGACGGCAUGAACAGAUUUCUUAACGAAAACUGGGAGACGGUGUUCAAUGAGCUGAAAGUGGGAUAUGCCAAGAGUUUCGGCCUCAUAUUCCGGGAACUGUCGAAUAAACUGUUUGAGAAAGUCCCCUUCGAUAAUAUAUUUUUAAGUUAGGUACUUAUUCACUUACCUGUUAGGUAAUGCCUAAUUUAUAUUACUAAUUAGUUAAUAAAGAACUUAAAACAUU
This is a messenger RNA of Drosophila rhopaloa, 1297 nucleotides long. It is a transcript of the gene Jhbp12, whose product is annotated as protein takeout. The record is from RefSeq and is a predicted model, not a curated record. The transcript has 5 exons. NCBI's taxonomy places the organism in Eukaryota, Metazoa, Arthropoda, Insecta, Diptera, Drosophilidae. The annotation marks the transcript as partial.